GCUUGACACAGCUUGCAUCAGUUUGCUGUCUUCAUGUCCUGUGAUGUUUUUCUCCAGAAUAUCACAGAUUGGGAACACAGCUUUGUUUCAUUGCUACGUCCCCACGGUCACUGUUUUUCCUCGGAAAGUUACAGCAGCCUGUGCUGCUCCUUUGUCAUAUCUAUUUAUAACAUAACACACAGUAACGGAGGAGCUGGCCGGGACGUCCCAAGUGACCUCGUGUUGAGAUACCGCCCCCCAGCCAUUCCUGUCUUCUGUGGAUGCAGAAACAUUUUUCGGGGAUUAAGGAAUCAUCCUACAGCUGCUUGUGUGAAUAAAUCCUAUAGAGUUUGAAUGCCACGUCUGGUCCUCAGGAGCACUCGGCAAUGUCUGCAAGAGCCUGUGGAAGCAGAGGCCUGACUUACUAGAGGAGCUGACGGAACAGGACAAAGCAGCAUGCCACGGGACAGAGAGAACUUCUAGCAGCAAAACAACCUGCGGAUAAGUCAGAGGCCACCAUCAGGGAGCAGGGUCUAAGUCUGACGGUGUGUCUCGCAGGAGAAGAGGCACCCUGAAAGCACAGCAGCAGAUCAGCAGUCAUGGGAAACAGCUUGGUGCAAGAGAUCCCAUUGAAAUCAGACUGAUGUCUGCAUACACUCACCUCAGAAUAGGACGUGACUCUGUGUACACUCCCAUGAUCAUAGGCUUAGCACACAAAACCAGAAGGAUCUGUGAUGGAAUUCCCAGUGCUCAUCCUCUUCUUAUCAGUGGCGUGUCCUGAUGCCGCUGCACCUAGAACGUUCCUAUGGCAGGAAGUUGGAAGCCCUUCCUGUGUGCGCUGCUGCGGAGCAACAGAAGAUACAGUGGAGCCCCCCAAGAAGAGCAGAGUGAAGGAAUAUGUUGUCCAACCAGUGCCAAAAGUCCGGCCACACAUAGAUAUGACUAUUCUGAAAGGUGACAAGGGAGACAUAGGCGGUAAGGGACCUCCAGGCAUCUCAGGAAAAGAAGGGGAACGAGGACCACAAGGCACAUUAGGAAUUAAAGGCCAAAAGGGCCAUGUAGGGCCACCAGGGAAUUCCUGCAAGGUCCAAUACUCUGCUUUCUCAGUGGCCCGUCGCAAAUCACUGCACAGCACUGAUUACUACCAACCCGUGGGGUUUGACACUGAAUUUGUGAACCUGUACGGGCACUUCAACAUGUUCUCCGGAACCUUUGUCUGCUACAUCGCCGGUGUCUACUUCUUCAACCUGAAUGUGCACACUUGGAACUUGAAGGAGACCUAUCUACACAUCAUGAAGAACGACCAGGAGACGGCAAUCUUGUAUGCACAGCCCAGUGAUCGGAGUAUCAUGCAGAGCCAGAGCCUAAUGCUCCAGCUGAAGGAGAAGGACGAGGUAUGGGUGAGGAUGUUUAAACGGGAAAGAGAGAACGCCCUAUACAACGAUGACACCGAUGUCUAUAUUAUCUUCAACGGUUACCUGAUCAGGCAGUCGGAUGACUGAUCGGCUAUAUACACCGCAGAGUAGCCAAACUCUCAAGUCACACUAGGAUGUUAUUUUAUAUUGUCUCCUAAAUAGUGGCAUGAUUAACGUGUUGCUGAAAUGGAAUCGCUUGUAAAUUAAUAUUCAGUUAUUAUGAUCCUGCAAAUAUAUAUAAUUCCAAAGGAACUCAUGCACCAUUGCUGGUCAGGGCAGGUCUUGUGUGUUCUGUGCGCUAUGAGGACAAUCUCAUGCAGAUGACCUGUGCCUGACUUAUAUAUAUAUAUAUAUAUAUAGGGAAUAGCUCAGAAAGCCAUAAAUGCUUUGCCUACCACUAAGCAGAGAUACUGACUAGUGAGAACCCUCGGCGACAGGCUGAAUUCAGAUUAUGUGGCUUGGUUUAUUCCCGGCACAUUUGUGACACACUAUGGACUAUGCAUCAGACAUUAAUGCCUCAUGCCUUUUGAAAUAAACAAAUGAGCCUAUAAUAUUCAUUUUAUAACAUUUUAUAUUAAACCAGCAAUUAUGUGUAAAAAAAAAAAGUCAGGAGUGCUUUCUUUAACAUCACCAUGGUGCUCUAUAAGCAUUAGCUUGGUCAUUACGCUUUUUCCUUGAUUUGCUCCUCUAUGUUGCUAUUAAAGAUAAUUUGUCAUCUUU
Molecule: messenger RNA, 2114 nt
Organism: Pseudophryne corroboree (corroboree frog)
Lineage: Eukaryota; Metazoa; Chordata; Amphibia; Anura; Myobatrachidae
Product: complement C1q tumor necrosis factor-related protein 1-like
Exons: 5
Coding region: 714-1481 (255 amino acids)
Molecular function (GO): protein binding
Source: RefSeq, a predicted model, not a curated record